AUGGAGGAACUCCAAAGCGAAUUCGAAAAAAUGAAAAUAAAGUCAGACGCCGAGGAAGAAGAACAGGAAGGAGAAGAAUCUGGACAGGAAAAAAUAUCCCAAAGAAAGCUCAGAUACUUAAAAAUGAAAGAUAAGAAGGAAGAAAAAAAGCGAAAGAAGCAAGGCACGAAAGGUGCAGGUAAUAAAAACGUCGUAGAGAAUAAUAGCAAAGUUAAAAGUAAUGACUCCAAGGAUGAACAGAAAAAUGGCGACACUACUCGAGAUGACGAAAAUGCAAAUGACGUUUCGAAUAAUUUAAAUGAAAAUAAUGAGGAGGAUCACAACGCUCUGUCAGAAAGUCCCCUGAGAAAUAAGGAAACGAAAUAUGAGCCCGUCCUCGUGGAUUACUGUAAAGUUUGCGGCAUGCCCUACGAAUACUGCGAGUACGGAAACUCCUUCAGUCAGUGCAAGGAGGAGAACAAGGAGAAGUACAACUAUGACAUUGUAAAGGGAGACGGGGAAAUGAGCAACAUGCGACAGUCGAAGAAGACCCCGCAGAAUACGACUGAAAAAAUUACCAUACAAAAGAUCACGCGGGCACGAAAAAAAGUUGUUAUCGUUGUCGUGGGGUUACAUACGUAUGUCAAAUUGGACAAAAUGGCAAAAAUAUUUUCGCGCUUCUAUGCGUGCGGGGCGUCGGUUAUCAAGGGGACAAAUGGGGCCCCUGACCAGAUAGACAUACAGGGAAAUGUAGAACAUAACAUUGUCGAAGUCAUAAUGAAGAACUGCCCCGAAAUUCCAGAAGGCGUCUUCGUAACGUUGCCCCCCAAGUAG
Molecule: messenger RNA, 813 nt
Organism: Plasmodium inui San Antonio 1
Lineage: Eukaryota; Apicomplexa; Aconoidasida; Haemosporida; Plasmodiidae
Exons: 4
Coding region: 1-813 (270 amino acids)
Biological process (GO): translation reinitiation; formation of translation preinitiation complex
Molecular function (GO): mRNA binding; translation initiation factor activity
Source: RefSeq, a predicted model, not a curated record